Messenger RNA from Fonticula alba, 818 nucleotides. RefSeq lists its product as hypothetical. Gene Ontology annotation, molecular function: calcium ion binding. The transcript has 8 exons. NCBI's taxonomy places the organism in Eukaryota, Rotosphaerida, Fonticulaceae. The record is from RefSeq and is a predicted model, not a curated record. Bases 95 to 664 code for a protein of 189 amino acids.
GCCCCCUCCCCUCUCGCCCUCCCUCUUUUCUCCGUCCUCGCCAUCCCCGGAUUUGGUUUCCCAUCCCCAUUCGUCGGAGUCUCCGCCCCCAACCAUGUCAUAUCAGCGUCACCCCCCUCCUGGCCACGGCGGCUACCCUGCGAUGUCUCCCCAGGAAGCGCAGCUUCUGAAUUUCUUCCGCGCCGUAGACACUGACCGUUCAGGGACAAUCAACGCGGAGGAGCUUCAGCGCUGCCUCACCAAUGGCGGAUGGGCUAAUCGGCCCUUUGCCAUGUCCACGAUCAACCUCUUGAUCAACCUCUUUGAUGUUGACAACAAUGGCACCAUCGAUUUUCAAAAGUUUAAGGGCAUCUGGUCUUACAUCGGCCAGUGGGUAAAUGUUUUCCGCCAGUUUGAUCGCGACCAGUCUGGCUCGAUCGACAUCCACGAACUUCGCACUGCCUUGCGUCAGUUUGGCUAUGCUCUCAGUGAUCAGAUGGUUAGCAUUCUCCUCCGGAAGUACUCAGUACCCGACCAGACCGGCAUUGCCUUCGAUCACUUUAUCGAGCUCUGUGCGACCCUCCAGAGCCUUACCAAUGCCUUCCGCCGCUACGACAUCAACCAGAAUGGCUGGGCCACAAUGCAGUAUGAGCAGUUUCUCGGGGCAGUUUUCUCCAUCCGGUGAUGUCGCCACGUAACCGCCGCGCUGGGCGCUGCUUUCCGAUGCCCACGCCAGUUUCCUUGUGGGCUCUCCCCCUUUGCCUCUCUUCCCAACUCUCCCUCUCCCCCCAUUCAAAAGAUAUAGCAUUACCUAGCUCCCCCCCCACCCCCCACCCCCC